This is a messenger RNA of Mycena citricolor, 807 nucleotides long. NCBI's taxonomy places the organism in Eukaryota, Fungi, Basidiomycota, Agaricomycetes, Agaricales, Mycenaceae. The record is from the annotation of a GenBank genome assembly.
AUGGAUCUUGCACCGCUUUCAAGUCUCCCUCAAAACACAAGUGCUCGUGUCCGACGAGAUACGGAAACGGUGCGCAGCACCCCGCAGUACGCCCCGCUUCUUCAUAAGAUUGUUCGCCCUGCUUCGUUGAAGCCAACGAGCCUUUCGGUCAGUUUACUUCUUCCGAUGCUCCCAGACGUGAUCACAUACAUCCGUGACAACCCAGUCCCCGACCCCCUCACAUCCCGCCCAACCAUGGCUGUCCUUGACGACAAGAGCAUACCUCCACCUUACACCGAGCCUGACCAAGAGUCCGGACCGCCGACUGUGGAUUUCGAGCCGCCACCCACACCCGACUCGCGCGCCUCCAAGCUCAUCCUCGAGUUCAACCCCGACUCCGCAUCCGCGAGCACCCAAUCAUUAUCAGGCACAACCGAGGUCGACGACACCAAAACACCGAUGACGGACGCAGAAUGCAAAGCCGCGCUGAAGAAGCUCGACUCCCGCAUCCGCAAAUACAACUGGGGCAACCGCUCCACCCCCGUAGAACGCUCCAUCGUCUCUUCCAUGCGCAACCUCUCAACGCGCCAUCCAGACUCGACAGUGCGCGAGUACUGGGAGAAGCGUGCGGAUGGGUUCGAGAAAGCUCCGGAAGUCGAUAAGGGUGCCAUCUUGAAGGAUAUCGGGCUAGCCGUCGGGAUGCUGCUUGCCGCACCCUUCGCUAUCACAGGCGCCGUGCUGAUGGGAAUGGGACUGCUUCUCAAAGAGUCAGGGAGCUUGCUUAGUGGGGGAAGAUUAGGAGGGAAGAAGUCGAAAUCGGACGCAUAG